AUUUUCUACGGUCGUUUUAUUACACCUGCGACAGUAUCAGACGUUAAACGCGUUGUCGGUGAUUAGUGGUGAUCAAUAAGCGCGUGUUUUUUUACGGAUAAAUAUCAAGUUAACCUGCACGGUGAGCAGUGUGAUUAGCGCGUCGUUGCACAAGCCUGUAAGUCAGUAACGGCGCUGUCUAAAUACAUCCAGCUUCUAAAUUUAGCACGAAUGUAACGGGGCUGGUAUGUCAUCGGGCCUGAGCGCAAUACAGUUAGAACAGGAGUACACAUGUGCUGUAAACAGUAUUAGUGUAUUACUGUGUUUUGACAGUAGCUGGAGCAGUCACAGGACUCAGCUGUUUGCACUGUUCGUCGCACACAGUUUGCGUAAAGGAGGCAGCAAAAAAAUAAAAAGGGAGAUGUGCGAUAGUACUGUGGGAAAGAUGUAAAGGUGUCACUGUGUUGUACGUGUUUGUGUCUCUGGUUUCUCUUGUUACUGUUCAGCUUGUCUCUUGGUGGAUUAAUGCACCGUAGGGGAGAUUAGUAUUUAAUUUCGGAGUGUCCACAUUCAGCGCCUGCGUCAUGAUUCAGCGCAGUGCUGACAUGUUGCAAAAAAAGAAAAAAAACAACCCAAAACUAAUCCUGGCUGAAUUUAAGGAGUCCCCUUGGCUUUUGGGUAUUUGUUUCCUUUUAUCCCGCUUUUCGGCUUGGAGACUUGGAUGUGGAUUUGAAAUCAUGAUUAAGAUUAUGGUUUUGAGAGUUUGGUGCUGGGUUUUUAGUAAUGGCCAUCUGUUUUAUUCUGCUGCUGUGUCUUUGAGUUGUUGAACAGAAGUUUGAGUCAGACUGCCACAUGCACAGAGUGGCAUCUAGAAUAGUUGCUCUGUUGUGGCCAGAAACCUCCAAUCGGACACUGUUAUUGCAUCAGUUAUCUCAUUUAAAGUUGCCUGAGGCAAUAUUGUCUACCACUGUAUACUCUGCAUCUAGCUUUGUGUGAUGAGGUCGUGGAAGUGAUCCAUUUGAGCCAAAAUCCCACUCUUCAGGGUGCUUAAACGCUCUGUUGCAGGCAGCUUUUUCUACCCUUGGCUCUGUAUGAUGUCAUUUAGAGCUCAUAUCCCUACUACAGCAAUCAGGGACACUCAGCAGUCCUACCCACCUGCCAGUCAUACCUUUUGCAUGCAAGUGCGUGGCCGUUGACGGAAAGCAGGCUUAAAAAUGGAGCUAAGAUGGCUUGUUUCAGACCGUGGAUGGACUGCAGCUUUUCAUCACAGCUCAGUAUUUGAAUUCUGCAUGAUAAUGCAAAGCUAAGCUAUGGAGCUGGGAAUGAGCACAUUGGGUCCACUUUAUUAUUGAGUUGUCAUUACAUUUGCAUCUACAUGCUUGCAACAGUACACAACUCUUCAAACUGUUCAGCAAAGUAGGAAUAUUUGCAGGACUGUGUGCUGGAAUGCAUUAGUCUUACCUUGGUUAACCUGAGAAACUUUCAACUGUGAGCAUGUGGUACAAAUAUUUGUACAGCAGUUCACACAGUGCAGGUUUCACCAAGAAGACUAGCCCUUUGGCUUUAGGCUUCCCGCCCAUUGCCUUAUAAAUCAGCCCCACCCCUUCAUGUUUUACUGGGUUUCAUAAUACUGAGCUUACUCAAGCGCUCACUGUAGCUGUAGCUGUGCUGGUGAGAAGUCCUCCUAUUACAAAGGGGAAGAGGAUCGUCAUUCUCUGGCCUGUCUCUACCAGCCUUUUCGAUCAGCUGCUUGUUUUCUUUGUGUCCGGAGGAGAAGAGACGAGUCAUUCACUACGGCUUCACUGGUGUCCGUAGCUUCUGUCAUCUACCAGCGUGAGCCAGCAUGGAGGAAGAGUCUAAACAAAGAAGUCUGAACAUGGAUUUUUCCCAGCUGCACACAUACACGCCACCACAGUGUGCUCCAGAGAACACCGGCUAUACUUACUCUCUCAGCUCCAGCUAUUCAACAGCAGCGUUAGAGUUUGAGAAAGAGCACCAGAUAGCCCCUGUGUACGAGUCGCCCAGGAUGUCACGACGGAGCCUGCGUCUGCAGACCAGUGCCAGUCACUAUGGAAACGAGAACCUGGCUGAUUACUCCCAGAACCACCACAGCAGCAGUAGCAGCAGCAGCUACACCAGCACCAGGAGAGAGACACGGACGCUGCGGAGCAGAAAGCAACAGUCCAGUUCCAACUCCCUGUCUUUAUCCCUGAGCCAGGCCGCCACACCGAGGAAAACCCUCACCUUCUCAGCUGCUAAUACCCCUAUUAACAGCAGCAGCAGCUUGCAGCAAAGCAGCACAGCGUCUGAUGCCGCUCAGAUCACAGCCAUCGUGGAGCAGCCGCAUCUGAGGCAACGCACUGUCACCACCACCACAACAACAACUUGUGUGGAUGGACACUGGGGGCAGCCUCCCAGCCACAGUUUAUCAAGCGUCAACGGCGAUGCCAGUACGUCAAAGUCCCACGCCGCACUCUCCAAUGGCUACAUUUGCAGAGACUGCUCUUUACACUCUCCAAAGAUGGACUCCUUUGUCACACAGUCCGCAUCGUCAUUAUUAUCGUCAUCAUCGUCGUCAACAUUUCAAGCUGCCGAACCUUCCACGGACGCCCUCUCGUCAACAUCAUCACCUUUCACCAGUAUUUACAGCAGAGACAGGAGUCGAAGGAACAAGACGGGUGUCCUGGCUUCUAUGUCUAACACGUGUAUACGCUACAGCAAACAAGCCUUGGCCCCCAUAGUGUCCUUAGUCACUGUGCUCUUCAACAGUGUGGUCUGGCUGGGUUCAAGGGCCAAGAGCCAAACAGGAACAGGUGCCUUGACAUCGUUUUCGGACUCUGUGAGACAAGCGGCGUCCUCAAGUUUAUCCCAACUGUGGCUAUUAAAGCAGACCACUCUCCACAGGAUGAUGGGCCACGGGGCUAAUGGAUAUGAAGGACAAGCUCACUCGAGCUUCUGUGGAAGCAUGAAUGUGAAGGAUCUGGUUACUGAAGAUGCGUCACAUCUUAAUCUCAAUGGCUCCCUGUGUGAUGACUGUAAAGGGAAGCAGGUCUCUGAGACACACACCGUCCUCCUCAAACAGUCCUCUAGGUCCCGCCGACUGGCGGGGGCACUGUGGAGCGUCCUAGUUUAUGCAGGUCACUGCCUCCUCCAGCCAGGUUACUGUGUGAUGAGAGCAGGCAAAGCUUUAGGUUCAGGUGUAGGGACGGCAGCACAAAGGGUGCUCUCACUGUUCUGGAUGCUCCUGGCGGCUCCAGUGAAGGCAGGCAAAGGACUUCUGUGGUUUCUUGCAACAGGAUGGUACCAGCUGGUGUCUCUCAUGUCUCUGCUCAACGUCUUCUUUCUAACCCGAUGCCUUCCCAAACUCUGGAAGCUCCUGUUGUUGCUUUUGCCCCUUUUGCUCCUCCUUGCCUUGUGGUUGUGGGGUCCAUCCACUGCUGCCCUGUUUGCCUACCUACCAGCCAUAAACCUAACAGAGUGGCGUCCUGCGUCUUCCUUCAACUUCUUGUCAAAUUUGGUACCAGUUCCCGCUUCUGUACCUGGCCCUGCACCAGAGGCUCCAAUGGAGCAGACCCCAGCCACCCCAGUUUCACAUGCACCGCCAGUCCUUCCCCCUGUGGCAGUCUCCAGUGUGGACAUGGAGCGUCUUGAACGCGUCGAGCGCCAGCUAGCCCUGCUGUGGGAGCGAGUCCAGCAGGGAGACCAGAAGCAGGAGCAGCGCCAUGACAACGUUUUGGGUCUCUACAGCACCCUGAGGGAGCAGCUCCAUACGCAGACUGACAGGGAGAGCCUAGGACUGUGGGUGGCCUCCAUGCUGGACCAGAGAAUCGGUGUGCUGCGAGGAGAGCUGGAGCAGGAGAACACACAGAGAGCGCAGGGUGCAGAGCUGCAAAAACAACACCAAGAGAAUCAGGCAGCACGACUGGCUGAUUUAGAGUUACUGCUCAAAGCUCUGUCUGCUAAGACUGAGGAGGUGCAGCAGAAGCAGCAGCAGUAUGAACAUGAGAAGAAAAAAAGAGAGAAAGAAGCUGUCACUUCAGCAGCAGACACAGCUCCUGUGAGUGUGGGGGUGAAGCAGGAGGACCAUGACGCUCUGCUAACAGAAGUACAGAGACUUGAGGUAGAGCUGAGUAAAAUCAGACAGGACCUGCAGGGCGUUGCAGGAUGCAAGGGCAGGUGUGAGCAGCUGGACACGCUGCAAGACACUAUAUCAGCCCAGGUGUCCUCUCAGCUGCGUAAGGAGUUGCAGGCUCUGUUCUUUGGUGGUGGUGCUUCCGGAGAGGAGCAGGGCGAGGUGCCCGAGUCUCUGAUCCACUGGCUGUCCCAGCGCUACGUGAGCACGCCUGACCUGCAGGCUUCUCUGGCGUCACUGGAGCUUAGCAUCCUGAGAAACAUAUCCCAGCAGCUGGAGGUCAGCCGGACCCAGACAGUGGUUGAGGCUGAGUCCAGAGCCAAGAGCAUUGUUCAGACAGUAACCGGAACUGUCCGGCACGCUUCUGCUGCCGAGGGACUGACAGAAGAGCAAGUGAAGCUGAUUGUGCAGAAUGCUCUGAAGCUCUACUCCCAGGAUCGGACAGGCCAGGUGGACUAUGCCCUGGAGUCUGGAGGUGGCAGCAUCCUCAGUACUCGCUGCUCCGAGACAUAUGAAACCAAGACGGCCCUCAUGAGUCUGUUUGGCCUGCCACUCUGGUACUUCUCCCAGUCUCCACGUGUUGUCAUUCAGCCUGAUGUGUAUCCUGGAAACUGCUGGGCGUUUAAAGGCUCUCAGGGCUAUCUGGUGAUCCGCCUGUCCCUGAGGAUCCUGCCCACAUCCUUUGCUGUGGAGCACAUCCCUAAGACCCUCUCCCCAACUGGAAACAUCACCAGCGCCCCACGCAACUUCACCGUCUUUGGUCUAGAUGAUGAGCACCAAGAAGAGGGAAAGCUGCUGGGAAACUACAUAUACCAGGACGAUGGGGAAUCACUGCAGAUCUUCCCGGUUAUGGAGGAGAAUGACAAGACGUUCCAGAUAAUCGAAGUGAGGGUGUUGUCCAACUGGGGUCACCCCGAAUACACCUGCCUGUACCGCUUCAGAGUCCACGGAGAACCUAGACCUCGCUGAACCAACCACCACCACCACCAUACUCCCUUAUAUAUGAUGCACCACCCCAUCUGUACAUAGCUCUCACUGGCUUAAACCCUUAAAACUGAAGGGACUCUGCAGGAAGUUUGUGGAUGUUUUUGUAUGAAAAGCAAAGAAGAUGUGGAUUGUUUAAAGCAAUGUGCUCGGGCUGAGUCAUGAACGUAGUUUUUUGCGUUAUUUGAAAGAAUCACAGGAAAGUUUGGAUGAAGACUGUUAAAGAUUGAGAGAAUUUGAACCACAGAAGAAGCUAAGUCCCACUGCUACCCUUUUCAAGGCCUCUUGCACUGAAUCAGCCCCCACCCCUGAGGGCACCAAGGCUCGCGUGAGCCGACAAACCCACCAGUCCCCCCUUGGCACCUUCUACAAGAAGGUGGACGCUUGACAUAGGGAGGGGGGCGGGGUUACAGACUCAUCUCCACCAAUUCUUCACACACUGUAUCUGUCUGAUUUUUUUUUUUCUUAUCUCUGUUUAACUUUUCUUUUUUAAUGUUUCACAUCAGAGUCUACUAUUUUCAGGAUGAAGACCACUGCACCUUUGCCUGAGAUGAUAUCCAGGCAUGUCACUUCCUUUGUUGCUGUCUAGUCUCCACAGUGACUCCUACAGAACUGUUUUGCGCAGUCUGCAGGUCUGCACUCGACGCAUUAGAUCCACUACAUUCUAAUCUUGGCUUCAUGCUUCCAUAUAGCCAUAACUAAGACUUUUAUUUUGGAACUGAACAUGCUGCCUAUGGAUAAGCGCUGAAUGUUUUCUGAAGCGGAGGCUCUGAUGCAAGUUUCCUUUAACUACACAGCAACACUAUAAAACCACUGACCUGAGCUCUAUGUGACUAAAGUAUUAGGAGGAUCCUCACUAUACGUCUCAUUAUGUAGAGACUUGAGUGUUAACUCGUAGACUCAUAGUUUUUACACCAUGAAAUUACCAAUGUUGAACUACUCCUGUCACUAACUUUGCUUUUUCUGUUCUGCUAUCAAGAAGAGGUUCACUGUCUCCCUCUAGCUCAGUUAAUCGUCCUCCUCACAUGAGCUCCCACUAUUCUGAAAACCCUGAAGGAAUGUAAUCUGUAUAUUUUAUUGUUGAUAGCUGAUGCGCUGAUCCUUUAUAAUAUCUCCUUUUAUCAGUGUUGCUUUAUAAAAAACCCAACAUCCUGUCAUUAUUAUUGUACUACUAUUAUUUCUUCUGUUACUCGUGGUAUUUUACUUCUUUCUUGAUUUGAUUUUUGAGGGUGUUCAUUUUAGAGGAUGCUCUGCAAGAACUUGUUAGACAAAUGUUUGUGGCACGGGUCUUCACAAUUUCUUUAAAAUUAAGGGUUCUGUCAUCAAUUUUGGUUCAAAAUAUGGGAAAGUCUAAAUUGUUAUGUGUAAAAAGGAAAAAAAAAGACUUUUGUUCACAACCUUAUUUAUUAACAAGUCAAUUAGUGGCUGCAAGGUAAGACUUCCUGCAAUGUAUAUUUUGUUAAAAGCUGUUCAGUGCAUUUUGGAACCAUCUUAGUUCUUUUGUUUGUUUGUUUGUUUUUUAAAGAUAAAUGGCUAUUUUUGUUCAGUCAUGAGAUGACUUAACUGCUUUGGAAUAUAUUCCAAUAAAGACUUUAAUUUUGAAAAAAUAAAAACAUCAUGGCUAAAAAUUA
Oreochromis niloticus (Nile tilapia) is the source of this 6726-nucleotide messenger RNA. It is a transcript of the gene sun1b, whose product is annotated as Sad1 and UNC84 domain containing 1b. The record is from RefSeq and is a predicted model, not a curated record. Gene Ontology annotation, molecular function: protein-membrane adaptor activity. Lineage: Eukaryota; Metazoa; Chordata; Actinopteri; Cichliformes; Cichlidae. The transcript is spliced from 23 exons. Bases 1823 to 5080 code for a protein of 1085 amino acids. Gene Ontology annotation, cellular component: nuclear envelope; meiotic nuclear membrane microtubule tethering complex.